Strongylus vulgaris is the source of this 783-nucleotide messenger RNA. The record is from the annotation of a GenBank genome assembly. NCBI's taxonomy places the organism in Eukaryota, Metazoa, Nematoda, Chromadorea, Rhabditida, Strongylidae.
AUGUUGCCUAGUAGUCCUCACGUCAGAAAAGCCUAUGGAGGAGAAGAUGGGCUUCUGAAGUAUGUUCCAAAUGUCCCAAAUCUACUCCCUGUGAUUUUUGAAUUGCUUUUCAAGAAACUGAUUAACAAUCUUUUUCUGCUGCUCAGUCAGCUGAUAGAAUUUUCUAGAAACAAUUGCAGAGAAAUGCAGCCUGAUACUCUUUGCAUUGAUUCAUCCACAAUUGACCAAACAGCUUCAAUAGAAGUAGCGGAUUGGUGUAAGACGAAGCAAAGCACCUAUGUAGAUGCACCAGUCUCUGGAGGAGUCACAGGUACUGUGCAAUGCCUUUUUCCAAAUGGUAAUGAACUUUUCGCUUCUCAUGAAGUUAACUGUGGUGAAGUUGGUGCUGGUCAAGCAGCGAAAAUCUGCAACAAUAUGCUUUUGGCAAUAGAGAUGGCAGGAGUCGCUGAAACAAUGAAUCUUGGCAUCAAAAUGGGACUGGACCCUAAAAUACUUGCCGGCAUUAUCAACACAUCCUCGGGAAGAUGUUGGUCCUCUGAUACUUACAAUCCAGUGCCCGGAGUCAUCGAGGGAAUCCCUCCCAGCAACGGAUAUCAGGGAGGCUUUGGAAGCGCGCUUAUGGCUAAGGACCUCUCAUUGGCGCAGAAUGCAGCAACAACAACCCAGUCGCCGACCCCACUUGGAUCACUGGCUCAUCAAAUUUAUCGACUUCUCGCUCAAGAUCCCAAAUAUUCCAAUAAGGACUUUGGCAUUGUGUAUCAAUUUUUGAAAGAACAGAAAUAG